Molecule: messenger RNA, 1963 nt
Organism: Rubroshorea leprosula
Lineage: Eukaryota; Viridiplantae; Streptophyta; Magnoliopsida; Malvales; Dipterocarpaceae
Source: the annotation of a GenBank genome assembly
GAAAGAUAAGCAGAGCAGAAAUGCAUAAAAAAAGAAAUUAAAUUUCCUUUGUUUAGACCAUUGGGUUGUUAAAUCCUAACUCUCUCUCUUCAAUUUCCAGUUAUGUAGCACUUUCCCGGUUCCCUCCUCCACCCCCUUUCUCUCUCUCUCCUUUGCACCAAUACCCAUUUCAAGGAUUGCAUUACAUUCAUUUCAUAGAAUCAAGGUGUGGAAUUGCAGAGGCUAUUGCCCUUUUCAAUCUUGUUCUAACCCUUGCAUCGGAUCUGGGGUUUUCUUGCGUUUAUUCCAAGGCUGGACUGCUUGUUUUGGGUAUUUUUAGGAGAUUGACAUUGAAGGAAAAGAGGGGUUUUGUAUAGAAGGAAAAAGACUAAGGCGGUUGCUUUCUAAUUCACAGAUGGAUUACUAGUUGAAAAGGAAGCACAGGCGUGCUAUAGAAGUUAAAAUUGCAUUUAUUGGAGAUAUUUUGUGAGUUAUAACCUGGAAAGUGCUAUUUUUGCUUCAUGAAGUUGAAUUCAUUUAUUACGAUCUUUUGCCUUAGUUUAUAAUUAAUCAACACCCCUAUGAAGAAGCAAUUUUUGUGAUGGGUUGACUUUUGAAGUUGAGUUAUUGGUGGGUUUUUAUUGAAGUUUUUUGCUUUGAUCAUUUAGAGUGUGGUGAAGAGAAGCAAAUAUUUAAAUUGAGCUUUCGGGUGUGAGUGGAAAUGGAUCAUAUAGCUCCAAGGAACCUAUGUUCUGAAGUUGUCGAUCUUGAAAAUGGGGAAAGAGUUAGUAGUGUAGAAGAUUCAAGCAAAAGUCCCAUUUCAGGUGUUAAAAAACAGGCAAGAAGUUUGCUUUCUAAGGUUUGUGGUCAUUUUGUUGAAGGCUCAGAGGGUAAGAUAAGUUUGUCUACCAAUGUAUUAAUUUCUAGUGGGGAUUUGGUGGACAAUGUGAAGACGGUGAUGAGUAUGAGUAUGGAAGGAAAAGAGGCGAAUAAGGAUGUUGAUGAGAAGAGCAUGGUGAAGGAGAAACAUAAAAAGACUAGCAAUAAAAAGGCUCCAAAACCUCCCCGGCCUCCAAGAGCUCCAUCAUUGGAUGCAGCAGACCAGAAGUUAAUCAGAGAGCUAACUGAACUUGCCAGACUGAAACGUACUAGAAUUGAACGGAUGAAAGCCUUGAAAAAGAUGAAAGCUGCAAGGGCAUCCUCUUCUAAUAGCAACAUAUUAGCCUUGGUAUUCACCAUCAUUUUCUGUCUUGUAAUAAUCUUUCAAGGCAUGUCAUCCAGAAGUACACAUGUAAAUAUGCACGGAUCUCCUGUGCCAACUGGAGCAGCAGAUGGCAGAUUGAUUUCGGUGCAGUACUUUGGGAAUCCAACAGCAAGUGAUCCAAAUGGACCCAAUUCUGGGUCUCCCAGUUUGGUGGAGCAGGUUUCUGGUUCAGACCCUCAAGAACAACCAAGAAGAUUUACUGGAUAGAAUGGAAAGAACAGAAAGGUGUUUUAUGAGGAUAUACAACAAACAUACAAUGCGGUUCUCAUACAAGCCACUGCAGUAGACGGUUCUUAUGGCCUUACAAAGCUGGAUCUUUUUCUGGGCAUUUUAACUUAUAUGUGCUCUUUCUGAAAACUGGGGCGAGUUAAAUUACCAUGUAAAUUCUUGUGCACUCAACAGGCCAUGUCAAAAUGUUACCUUGAUAAAGUUGCCUCCUUGGCAACUUACAUGUCCAAAUUUUGCUAUGGGAUUUUAGAUUCUGUAAAUCCGUUCUAUUAUGAUGUCCAAGUUGAAAGUUUCCUGAAUUUAUGUUCCAUGAUUUUACUUGUAUCUCAUUGUCAUCGAGUUGAAUUAUAUGCAUAAGACAUUGGUGACCUUCCCCCAAUCCGUAAUUGGUGUAAGGCAUGAUUGAUGACUACCUACAAUUGCUCCUGGAGACCCUUUUUUUUUUUGUGUGUGUGUGUGUUUUUUAGUGAGAAAUAAAGAUAUGAUGCAGGU